AUGCAUUUCCCAUCCAUUAUCCCCGCCGCCACGGCCGCCCUCUUCCUGGCCACCGCGGUGUCCGCGCAGUGCGGCGAGGGCGUGCAGAAGGUGUGCUACGGCGUCAACGGCGGUUCGUCGCAGGGUCUGAACCUGGAUGACCUCCAGUACGUGGCCGACUACCUGCGCUACAUUGGAGAGAGCCAACCCGGAGCCCUCUUCACCAUGCCCGGCGGCUUCGUCUGCCAGGAGUGGGGCAUCGAUGUUCCCGGCGCCGGCACGGUGCUGCCGUUGGCCAAGCAGACGGGUCCCCGCGUCACCCCAUCGGUCCUGUACGCCGACAUUGCCGACACCAUCGACGGCGGGCUAGAUGCUACCCCCGCCCAGCGAGCGGCCUCCCUCGUCGGCUGCGCUGCAAGCGGCGGCCAGGUCGGCAUCAAGACUGACCCGAAGAACCCGUUCUACAAUACCCCUGAGUACAUUGCCAGCGGCGCCAAGCCUACGGGUCUCGUUAUCAAGGUCGUGCGGGCGCCGGGAUCUAAGAAGCUCUGA
Colletotrichum truncatum is the source of this 531-nucleotide messenger RNA. RefSeq lists its product as uncharacterized. NCBI's taxonomy places the organism in Eukaryota, Fungi, Ascomycota, Sordariomycetes, Glomerellales, Glomerellaceae. The record is from RefSeq and is a predicted model, not a curated record.